ACCCUAUGCCCUCAAUCAAAAUUUUUGGGAAAGGCUGCAGCCGGGGCGGUUGCCCAUUAAAUUUGAGGUUUUCUUUUUUCUCUUUGGCCGCUGGGGAAAAAUGAAAACGGUUGGCAGGGCAGGUGGGCGAUGCGAUCAUGAGAGGACCGGGUAGAAGCCAAACCUGCACUUACGGAGCACGUUAGCAAAUUGUAGCCUUCACUCUUCAGAAUCUAUAAAAGCCAACCUCAUCGGCUCAUGAUUGUCAAUUCGAAGCGGCGCACUUUAGCCAAUACCUGACUUCCGCAUAAAUCGUAACACUACGAUAAGGGAGUUUCCGGCGAUCACCCGUACAUUGACGUUCCCCUCUCUUCCGAUCUUCCCCUCCCUUCACCUGUCAUAACGGGGCAUAACCAGAGGUCCCGGACUUGGACAGGAGGAGAUAAAAAAAUAUGCAUAAUAUGCGUAUGACGGUGAAGAGGGAUGUUCCAUCUUUGGUUGAUCUAUGUAUUCAGACAGCAAUAGAUAAUGUUAGAUACAUAGGGGAUGUAGGUGAAACAGAUAUACAUCUCCUUGAGCACAUUCUACCACACUGUACUGUUGACCAGUUAAAGCACAUUGAGAAGUGUUCAGAGGGAAGAGAUCUAAGUCCGGCAACAAAUAAAGUAUGGAAGAGAUUUUAUGAAUUGGAAUUUAGUGCUAAGAGUGCUAAUGUUGUAGUCGAGAGGAUGAAACAGAAGAAGGUGUCAUUUAAAUGGAGACAGCUGUAUGAGGCAAAAUUGAAGGACAUGGAUGAUGCUCAAGAGAGAUCAUUUGAUAGAAUUAAGGAGCUCUACAAGAAAGAAGAUGCCCGGAAACAAAGUCGGCAAGUCCAGCUUUGCACCAAGGUCCCACCUUCCAGUAAAAGGAGCUUUUGGGGAGGUAAUGGAUCUGGCAACAACUUUUCGAAUAUGAAGAGUAACAUAAUGAAGAAGGCGAAAAUAGAAUAUCUUAACAGUCAGGAGGUUAAGAAUAUUGCUGCCAUGAAGAAAAACUCCUUGCACAAGAAUUAUAGUGUCUCUCCCACUAUGAAGCCAGUCGGUGAUUCCAGGAAGGCUUCUGCUUCAACAUCCAAACCAAUCAGACUUGCAGAGAGGAGACAUUAAUAUCGAGCAUCUCUAUCAAUUUAGCAAGAUCCAGACAUCCUUGUCCUUGUCACACAACAACUAUAUCCAUAUAUAGCUGACUUUGACAAUUGUUGGUUCAUUUUCUUGAAUGCAGAAAUCUCAAAUCUACCUUACCCCUUGGCGCUCCCUCUGUAAAGAAUGUUCAGUAUGCUUUGUCAUUGCCCUUUCAAUUUCAUUUCACGUUGGCAGUACAUUUUGCGUGCAUGGUUUAUAUGAUUUUUAUUUUUCAAUAA
Messenger RNA from Malania oleifera, 1378 nucleotides. RefSeq lists its product as uncharacterized. The coding region runs from base 432 to 1124 and encodes 230 amino acids. The transcript is spliced from 8 exons. Gene Ontology annotation, biological process: transcription elongation by RNA polymerase II. The record is from RefSeq and is a predicted model, not a curated record. Gene Ontology annotation, cellular component: nucleus; elongin complex. NCBI's taxonomy places the organism in Eukaryota, Viridiplantae, Streptophyta, Magnoliopsida, Santalales, Ximeniaceae.